This is a messenger RNA of Echinococcus granulosus, 225 nucleotides long. RefSeq lists its product as hypothetical. The record is from RefSeq and is a predicted model, not a curated record. The transcript is spliced from 2 exons. NCBI's taxonomy places the organism in Eukaryota, Metazoa, Platyhelminthes, Cestoda, Cyclophyllidea, Taeniidae. The coding region runs from base 1 to 225 and encodes 74 amino acids.
AUGGCUGUGGUUAACAAGUCGGGAUGCGCCUUUGAAGCUGCCCCUGCAGUUGCUCUCUUGUUCGGCGGAUGGAGUAAUUCGGAUAUCUACCUCACUGGAUUCUUUGAGAACGGAGCUACUUUACCCGUAUUCAUCGGAGGCACACUGGGGGUCCACGCGCUUAAAAUCUCGCCUUUAGGCACUGUUGACCCUCACGUAGCGUCCUUCCCAUUGCUCAAGCGCUAA